This is a messenger RNA of Synchiropus splendidus (mandarinfish), 2155 nucleotides long. It is a transcript of the gene inhbab, whose product is annotated as inhibin subunit beta Ab. Lineage: Eukaryota; Metazoa; Chordata; Actinopteri; Syngnathiformes; Callionymidae. The transcript is spliced from 2 exons. Gene Ontology annotation, molecular function: hormone activity; cytokine activity; growth factor activity. Gene Ontology annotation, biological process: SMAD protein signal transduction; BMP signaling pathway. Bases 620 to 1816 code for a protein of 398 amino acids. Gene Ontology annotation, cellular component: extracellular region. The record is from RefSeq and is a predicted model, not a curated record.
GAAACACCACAAACAGUCCCGAGAUAUUCUAAGUUUACACACUUGUGCGAAAGUGUGUAUGUGUGUGCGUGUGUGUGUGUGUGCGCUCGGGAGCGAGAGCGAGAGAGAGAGAGACACUCAGAGAGGGACCUCUUUGGAUGGAGGAGGGAUUAAACGUCCACUGAGGUAUAUUUAUGGGGCCAAAGCGAACCGGCAAGUGGAGUGACCCUGAUACAGCACCACGGCACUAAGAGGUGGACCUCAUGCAGGAACACCCUCAAACAGAAGCGACAAGCUGAAACCGGACCUGAGACAGGACCACAGCGCCCAGACUGGACAUGAGAAAGGACCAUCGAACUGAGAAGAGACUUUGUAGCGCUCCGGACAACAGAGACCAGACCUGACAGGACUCCAGGGCCUUGAAUGAGGACGAGGAGUGACACGAGGAGCGCAAAUCUAAGCCGGAGGGCCACCUGGACAUCACACAGAGCUGGACUGUAGAUUGCACACCUGAGGCAGGAUCAUGUGCCCAAGUUGAGUAGAGAGUUACAGGACAACAGUGGCAUGCCAUCCGAGUCUUUUCCUCCAUCUUGUUGAGAGAGUCCAGAAACUUUGCUAGUGAGUAUUUUCACAGACAGCCAUGUCUGCUGAGGCAGCUCCUGCUGUUACCUUUGUCUUGCUGCUUGGUCUUCUUGCGCACUCCACCCCGACACCUCUGGCUCCUGGGUCGGACCCAGUCCCCGAGAGAGCGCUGGAGUCGGACUGCCCGUCAUGUGCGUUGGCACAGGUGAGGAGAAACUCUUCGUACGGGGGAGGGCAGAGCGACAUGGUCGAGGCGGUGAAGCAGCACAUUCUCAACAUGUUGCACCUGAACGCCCGACCAAACCUGACCCAGCCGGUGCCCCGCGCCGCGCUGCUCAACGCCAUCAAGAAGCUGCACGUGGGCCGCGUGGCCGACGACGGCAGCGUCGACAUCCAAGACAAGGAAGCGGAAGAUGACGUUCCGAAUCCUCCGGAGCCGCCGUCGGAAAUCAUCACCUUUGCGGAGCCAGGUGACUCCGCGAACCAGCUGACGUUUGACAUCGCCAUGGAGGGGAGCAGUCCACCCCUGGUGGAGCAGGCCAACGUCUGGAUCUUCCUGAGGCUGGCGAAGGGAAACCGGGCCAAGGGGAAGGUGAAGAUACAGCUGCUACAGCGCCGUUCCUCUGAGGAGGAGGAGGAGCGCGUGUCGGAGAAGAUGGUGGACACGCGUCGCAGCGGCUGGCACACCCUGGCCGUGUCUCACAGCGUCCAAGCCCUGCUGGACGACGGAGACAAGUCGCUCAGAGUGAGGGUCUCCUGCCCGCUGUGUGCCGAGGCAGGCGCCACGCCUGUGCUGCUGCCCGCCGACGGCAAGCGAACCAAAGAGCGAGAGGAAUCUCACCGACCCUUCCUGGUGGUGGUGCUUCAAACCAGUGAGCCGGGGAGUCAACGGAGGUCCAAGCGAGGUCUGGAAUGCGACGGCAAGAUCCACCUCUGCUGCAAACGGCAGUUUUACGUCAACUUCCGAGACAUCGGAUGGAGCGACUGGAUUAUUGCUCCAGCCGGUUAUCACGCUAACUACUGCGAGGGCGAGUGUCCGAGCCACAUGGCCAGCAUCAGCAGCUCUUCGCUCUCCUUCCAUUCAACGGUCAUCAAUCACUACCGCAUGAGGGGCUUUGGACCUUUCCAGAACCUGCGGUCGUGCUGCGUGCCAACGCGGUUGCGUGCAAUGUCCAUGCUCUACUACAACGAGGAGCAGAAGAUCAUCAAGAAGGACAUCCAGAACAUGAUUGUGGACGAAUGCGGCUGCUCAUGAACACGUUUAGCGGCGACGGCCAGAGCAAACUUUAACAAACACUGUCAGAGACUGAAACUUCAACAAGGAUUUACCACACACGCGGAUUUGAGUUUGACAGAAAGCCAAAGACAGCAGACUCUAGCGUCAUCAAGCAGAAUAUAAAUUAUUGAAUUGAUGAAUGAGACCUAUUUUGAUUUAAUGAAAUAAAUAAUUCUGCAUUCAUUAUUCUGAGGCGUAAUUUGUGACACAACACAAGAGUUAGUUCCUUUAGAAUUGACCUAGAUCCUAGUUUGUUUGUUCCCCUUCAUCAAGCUACAUUGGAGGAGAUAAACAGUGGCCGUGGUGCACGGGGUUGUG